ACGCAACUUGAAGUGGAACUAUAUAUUGAACCACGUGAGGAUGAAAACAAGUGUCUAUCUUGGCUAAUGAAAUCCAAGCUUGUUAAACUUAAACAAUCACUUGUUGGUGUUGAAAUACUAAAGAUCCAUUCUGAUUCAAUUCAAUCUUGGGAGUGGCUGCCAGUGUUACAGUCCCUCAGUGAUUUAAAAUAUUGCACAUUUCCAGCGGAGAGGAAUGCACUCCUCCACCAACCAAUCUACUUCACUGGAUAGUUGAACAGAGACUGACAGAGAUUGUGGUUGAUAUUAAAUUCCCACCCACCAGCAAUCGUCACAGUUCAACAGUUAUGCUGGUUGAUUUUUUACCAAAAUCAGUUCUGAGAAUGAAUCCAAUUACUGAAAUGACGUUGUGCAACGUUGUAUCUCGUGAGACCAUGGCUGGUGUCCGGAGCAUCUUACAGCACUGUCCCAGUCUUACCACAUUGGAGCUAAGGGGAACCAGACUGGGCUAUGAUGGAAUCAUCUACAUAUGUAGUGCACUUAGAAAUAAUACAACGUUAAGACAUCUCGUGAUUCAUGAAGAUCUUCAAUUGCCACUUUCCAGGAAGGAAACGAACCUCAGUGAGACCUCUUCUUUCUCAUCCAUGGAGAGAGUUCCUCUGCCAGGUAAGACUACCUGCACUGACUUUCUUCUGGAACUAAACGACAUUCUCAAGGACAACACUACUCUGGAAGAGAUGAACAUCCAAUCUGGAUUAUUCCUCCCUCUCUCUGCUGGUGAAGACAGGAAGUAUUGUCAGUGGACAGGACUUGGACCUCUUCAACAGUUCAAUGUGGGAGCUGUCCGUAGUGGCACAUCUCCUAAUCUCAGGAGAUCAUUCUCAUCUUCAGACCUAACUCAGCCACAGACUCAACUCUUCUGGGACAGAUUUUUCGGUGCAUCUUAUUCGCGAAAAGCACCAUUUGUUGAUUUCAAGAAGCUAUUUUCCAAGAGGAAGGAGAAAGGAAAGAAUUUAUGCUCUCUUCCCUCAUUCACUGCUCCAGACACUGAAGUUCUACGGUCAUUCUCUGGUCUAGACCCUCGUCUCAAGGAGUGUCUGGAGAUAUCUCAUCUCCAUCAAUAUGUGGAGAGACUCAGGAAGACUUACAUUAGAAUUUUGAAGGAGGUUGCAGAUUAAUUGUAGAUGUUGGACCUUCCCGCACUUUCAUAGCAACUUGCUACAAGUUAUACAGCGACCUGCAAACCUACAGCAACCUUCAUACCUAACAUCACAUCUACUGCAACCUGAUUUUUUUACAACAUCUACAUCAACCAUCAUAUCUACAGCGACCAUCAUAUCUACAACCACCACCAUUAUCUACAGCAACCUGAGUAUCUACAGCAAACAUCAUAUUUACAGCAACCUACCUAUCUACAGCAACCAUCAUAUCUGCAGCGACCUGCAGGCCUACAGCAGCCUGUACAACAACCUACAUACCUACAACAACCUUCACACCUUCAACAACAUGCAUGUCACCAUUCAUGUCUACAACAAGCUACGCAUGCACAGCUACAUACACAUGUGCCAUCAACAGCUGAGUAUCAUCAAGAAAAAGAACACCUUGAGCAAAACUAUGCACAAAAUUCACCAUGUGGGGAGACUUAGAGGGACUUACUUUGGAAUGUUGCAAGAUUUACAGAUAGCUAUGUUAUACACCUUUACAACAAGUGCAGCAACCACCAGCAAAUUACCAGCAUAUUAUUAUGUCCACCAACCAACUUACCUCCAGCAACCUUCACACUUACAACAACCUUCAUACCUCCAGUAAAAUUCAUACUCAGGACACAAACCUACAUACUGACCACAACCUGCAACCUGAAUUUGAUUUCAUCGCAGAUCAGAUUUCAGAAACCUUCACAACCUAACAACUUUCCAACCUUCAUAAUCACAACUGUGCACCUACUGUAUACUAUAAUUAUUGUUUAC
Geodia barretti is the source of this 1946-nucleotide messenger RNA. The record is from the annotation of a GenBank genome assembly. NCBI's taxonomy places the organism in Eukaryota, Metazoa, Porifera, Demospongiae, Tetractinellida, Geodiidae.